AUGAAGUUUCUCCUCUUCUCUUCGCUGUUCACUCAGCUCUUCUGUCUUGGCACUGCCCGAUUCGAGCCACCUCCAACUACCGCGGAUCCCAGCACAAUCAAGGACUGUACUUGGUGGUUCGUCGCCAAGGCUUCUGAUACCUGCGACCAGAUAGCUCCCUCAUACGGCAUUAACGUAGAACAGCUUGUUCGAUACAACCCCAUACUAGCAACAUCCUGCACCUUCGUGGAUGGCGCCUCGUACUGUGUCGAGCAAAACUUUGGCGUGCCUCCUGUGGACUCCCCGCCUACAACUGUUGCGAGCUCAACGCCGACGACGCUUGCUACUUCUACAAAAUUCAGCUCAACACUGCCGGCUACUAGUACAACUCCUGGUAAUGGCGUUGUGACGCCCCAACCAACUCAGCCAGGCAUGGUCAGUAACUGCAACAAGUUUCAUUGGGUUGCCCAGGGCGUUGUAUGCAGCCAGAUCAUCAGCUAUCAGAAGAUAACGCGUGAUGAAUUCGUACAAUGGAACCCUACAGUCGGCCAAGACUGCUCCGGUAUGUGGGCCAACGUGAAUGCUUGUGUUGGUGUCAUCGGAGGCUCUACUCCUUCACCAGUCACAACUAAGCCUACCACAACGACUUCUGUGGGCAAUGGUGUCCAGACACCUCAACCUACUCGGCCAGGCAUGGUAACCAACUGCAAGAAAUUUCACUAG
This is a messenger RNA of Bipolaris maydis ATCC 48331, 702 nucleotides long. RefSeq lists its product as uncharacterized. Lineage: Eukaryota; Fungi; Ascomycota; Dothideomycetes; Pleosporales; Pleosporaceae. The record is from RefSeq and is a predicted model, not a curated record.